Molecule: messenger RNA, 4470 nt
Organism: Sturnus vulgaris (Common starling)
Lineage: Eukaryota; Metazoa; Chordata; Aves; Passeriformes; Sturnidae
Source: RefSeq, a predicted model, not a curated record
CCAGGUCCUCGCCACUCUUGGCUGACCAAGACUGGCUUGGAAGGCUCUUCCCUCUCCCAGGAAAAUGGGAACUGAUGGUGAAAACCCGAUCCUGAGAAAUGUGGUCAUCAGCUUCAACUUGCUUCUGAUGGGUGCUGUCCUCAAGCCUUUUGAGUGCCGGCUGGAGAUGACAACAGAGCUGGCUGAGAGGACAGCGGUGGAUGAGGCAGGUGGCCUUGCCAACUGCAGCUCACCCAUCAAAGAGCAGCCCAUGGUCUUCCACCACAUCUACAACAUCAACAUCCCGCUGGACAGCUGCUGCUCAUCCAUGUUUAAGUCUUCAGCCGAGGAGGUGAGUUCAGAAGACGACCGGCUGGCAGAGUACACGGAGCAGACCUCCGACAGCGAGAGCCAGUUCACCUUCACCCACAGGAUAAACAUGCCCAAGCAGGCCUGCAAGUGCUCCACCUCCCUCCCAUCCCUGCAGGAGCUGCUGAGCAGGAUUGAGAUGCUGGAGAGGGAGGUCUCCAUCCUCCGGGAACAAUGCACCUCCAAUUGCUGCCAAGAAAAUGCAGCCACAGGGCAGCUGGAUUACAUCCCGCAGUGCAGCGGUCACGGGAAUUUCAGCCUGGAGUCGUGCAGCUGCGUGUGCAUGGAGGGCUGGGCAGGUAGCAACUGCUCCGAGCCCCGCUGCCCCCGAGGCUGCUCCAGCCGCGGAGUGUGCCUGGAGGGCCAAUGCAUCUGCGACAACGACUACGGGGGCGAGGACUGCUCCCAGCUCCGCUGCCCCGCCGGCUGCGGCUCCCGCGGGCUCUGCGUGGACGGCGAGUGCGUGUGCGAAGAGGGUUUCACCGGAGAGGAUUGCUCCCAGCUGCGCUGCCCCCGCGACUGCUCGGGCCGGGGCCACUGCGUGAACGGCACCUGCGUGUGCCAGGAGGGCUUCGCCGGCGAGGACUGCGCCAGGCUGCACUGCCCCAGCGCCUGCAGCGGCCGCGGGCUCUGCCGGGACGGGCUCUGCGUCUGCGAGGAAGGCUAUGACGGGCAGGACUGCUCAGCAGUGUCUCCUCCUGAAAACCUGCGGGUGACAGGGAUCAGCGACAGCUCCAUCGAGCUGGCUUGGGACAGCCCCGGGGCAGCCACCGAGUACGUUGUCUCGUACCAGCCAGCAGUGCCAGGGGGCAUCCAGCUGCAGCAGAGGGUGCCUGGGGACUGGAGCAGUAUCACCAUCACGGAUCUGGAGCCAGGUGUUGCCUACAAUGUCAGCAUCUAUGCAGUCAUCAGUGACGUCUUCAGCAUCCCCAUUACCUCCAAGGUGAUGACUAACCUCGCCACACCGCAGGGGCUGAAGUUCAAGACCAUCACAGAAACAACGGCAGAGGUGCAGUGGGAGCCCUUCUCCUUCCCCUUUGACGGCUGGGAGAUCAGCUUCAUUCCCAAGAAUAAUGAGGGUGGUGUGAUCGCCCAGCUCCCCAGCACCGUCACCACCUUUAACCAGACGGGGCUGAAGCCAGGGGAAGAGUACACCGUCACCGUCGUAGCCCUGAAGGAACAAACCAGAAGCCCUCCCACCUCCAACAGCGUCUCAACCCUCAUUGAUGGCCCGACGCAGAUCCUAGUGCGGGAUGUCUCCGACACCGUGGCCUUCGUGGAGUGGACGCCACCGCGUGCCAAGGUGGACGCCAUCCUGCUGAAGUACGGGCUGGCAGACGGGGAGGGCGGGAGGACCACCUUCCGCCUGCAGCCCCCCCUCAGCCAGUACUCCCUGCAGGCCCUGCGCCCCGGCGCCCGCUACCACCUCACCGUCAGCGCCCUCCGGGGUGCCAAUGAGAGCCGGCCAGCCUUUGCCCAGUUCACCACAGAGAUCGAUGCCCCCAAGAAUCUGCGGGUGGGCUUGCGGACCCCCGCCAGCCUCGAGCUCGCUUGGGACAACAGUGAGGCUGAGGCACAUAGCUACAGGGUGGUCUACAGCACCCUGGCUGGGGAACACUACCACGAGGUCCUGGUGCCACGCCACACCGGUCCCACCACCCGGGCCACCCUCGCAGAUCUCGUGCCAGGAACAGAGUAUGGCAUUGGAAUUUCAGCCGUGAUGGACAGCCAGCAGAGUGUGCCAGCGACCAUGAAUGCCAGGACUGAGCUUGACAGCCCCCGGGACCUCCUGGUGACAGCUUCCACUGAGACGUCCAUCUCACUGGCUUGGACCAAAGCCACAGGUCCCAUCGACCACUACCGCAUCACCUUCACCCCUGCCUCAGGAAUGGCCUCUGAAGUGACAGUGUCUCAGGAUGAGUCACAGCUCACCCUCUCGGAGCUGGAGCCUGGCACAGAGUACACCAUCUCCAUUGUCGCUGAGAGGGGACGGCAGCAGAGCCUGGAGGCCACUGUGGAUGCCUUCACAGGUGUUCGACCCAUCUCACAGCUGCACUUCUCCCAGCUGACAUCCUCCAGUGUGAAUGUCACAUGGAGUGACCCAUCCCCACCAGCAGACCACCUCAUCCUCACCUACAGCCCCAGGGAUGAGGAGGAGGCACAGCAGGUCACACUCGAUGGCACCUGCAGGCACACCAGCCUGACAGGCUUGCAGCCAUCCACCGAGUACCUGGUGUCACUGGUGGCCAUGCAUGGCACCAUCAGCUCUGAGCCUGUUGUGGGCUCCAUCACAACAGGGAUUGAUGCACCAAAGGACCUCAGGGUGGGCAAUGUCACCCAGGAGUCCAUGAUGGUCUACUGGAGUGCUCCCAUCGCUGCCUUCGACCACUAUAGGAUAUCCUACCGUGCCGCCGAAGGGAGGACAGACAGCAUGGCCAUCCCCAGGGAUGCCACCGAGUACACCCUCCAGGACCUGCAGCCUGCCACCAAGUAUGAGAUCGAGGUGAAGAGCGUGCGGGGCCGGGAGGAGAGUGAGCUGGUCUCCAUCACUGCAUACACAGCCAUGGAUGUCCCCCUGGGGGUCACGGCCACCAACAUCACUCCCACUGAGGUGCUGCUGCAGUGGAACCCGCCACUGAUGGAGGUGGAAAGCUAUGUCCUCAUCCUUACGUGUCUUGCAGGAGAAACCAUUCUCGUGGAUGGAGACAACCAGGAAUACCAGCUGACCAACCUGCUGCCCAGUACCACCUACACAGUUUCUAUGUAUGCCACCAAUGGGCCUCUCACCAGCCAGACCAUCAGCACCAACUUCACUACUCUUUUGGAUCCUCCAACAAAUCUGACAGCCAGUGAAGUCACACGACGGAGCGCCCUGCUCUCCUGGGUUCCUCCUAUGGGAGAGAUCGAGAAUUAUGUCAUGACCUACAGAUCCACCGAUGGCAGCCGGAAGGAGCUGAUUGUGGAUGCUGAGGACACAUGGAUCCGUCUAGAGGGGCUUUCUGAGACCACAGAGUACACAGUGCACCUGCAAGCUGCCCAAAAUGCCAUGCGGAGUGGCCUCAUCUCAACCACCUUCACCACAGGAGGACGUGUCUUUGCUAACCCUCAGGACUGCGCCCAGCACCUGAUGAACGGAGACACGCUGAGCGGGGUCUACACAAUCUCCAUCAACGGGGAGCUCAGCCAGAGGGUGCCAGUGUACUGCGACAUGACCACCGACGGAGGCGGCUGGAUUGUCUUCCAGCGGCGGCAGAAUGGGCUGACUGAUUUUUUCCGGAAAUGGGCAGAUUACCGGGUUGGCUUUGGAAACUUGGAAGAUGAGUUUUGGCUGGGCUUGGACAACAUCCACAGGAUCACGUCCCAAGGGCGCUAUGAGCUGCGAAUAGACAUGAGGGAUGGUCAGGAAGCAGCAUAUGCCUACUAUGACAAGUUCUCCAUUGGAGACUCCCGGAGCCUCUACAAACUGCGAAUUGGAGACUACAAUGGCACUUCAGGAGACUCCCUCACCUAUCACCAGGGACGCCCUUUCUCCACCAAGGACAGGGACAAUGAUGUGGCUGUGACCAACUGUGCCAUGUCCUACAAAGGGGCAUGGUGGUAUAAGAACUGCCACCGCACAAACCUCAACGGCAAGUACGGAGAAUCCCGGCACAGUCAGGGGAUUAACUGGUACCAUUGGAAAGGUCACGAGUUCUCCAUCCCCUUUGUGGAAAUGAAGAUGCGACCUUACAACCACCGUAACAUCUCUGGGAGGAAGCGACGGUCCCUACAGCUCUGAGCCAGCUGAACCCCUCUUGCCUCCCACUACCUUUUCUGUCAUUUGUUUGUAUUUUAAAUAUGAAAGGGAAAAAAAUUACUACUUGUCUGAGAUAGCAACCUGCCCCUCACAAAUGCUGGAGGGAACCAUGGCACAAGGAAAGGCCAUGGGAAAGGAAAGACCUCAUUGCUUUGCAUCUGUCCCAGAGAAAUACCAAAUUUCCAGUCUCCCUAUCCCAAUACUCUGGCCCUUAACAUGAGAAGAAAGAGAAAGAAACAGAUUUUUUGAUAUUUUUUUAAAAGAAACAGAAAUCUCCAGCAAACCCUGUUAGAAAUGUUUGUCACGGGGCUUGUGGCAGGUACCUU